AUGCGCCGACAUAACCUGAAGAUGAACCCCGCCAAGUGUGUUUUCUUCGCGGAGGCCGGCGAUUUCCUUGGUUUCCUAGUGCAUCAAAGAGGCAUCGAAAUCCCAAAGGACAAGGCACAGGCGGUAAUCACCGCUUCACCCCCCAACACAAAGAAGGAGCUUCAACAGCUGCUUGGGCGAAUCAACUUUCUCCGCCGUUUCAUAUCCAACGCGGCAGGGAAGGUCCAGCCUUUUUCACCCCUCCUUAAGCUCCAGGGGGGCAACCGAGUUCGUUUGGGAACCACAACAUCAACAGGCCUUCGAUCGAAUCAAGGACUACCUUACGAACCCACCAGUCCUGAUCCCACCUCGCGACGGGUGUUAACUGAGUGUGAGACACGAUACUCACCUAUGGAGAAGUUGUGUCUUGCCCUAUAUUUUGCAGGGUGCAAGCUGCGCCAUUACAUGCUUGCCUUUACCACGGUUGUGAUCGCUCAAUCCGACCUGGUCAAAUACAUGCUCUCCCGCCCUAUCUUGCGGGGACACAUCGGCAAGUGGAUCUUAGCCAUGUCCGAAUUCUCGUUGCAAUAUGUUCCGCAAAAGGCAGUAAAAGGACAGGCAAUAGCAGACUUUCUCGCUCAUCACCCACCCUCAGAGCUCACGGCGUUUCGCGAGUUGGAAUUCGCUACCGUGACACUCACUCCAUGGACCCUAUACUUUGAUGGUUCGCGGACUGACACCGCAGCCGGAGCUGGGAUAGCCAUAGCCAAUCCCGCCGGAGAUCGCUUCUCCUACUCGUUCCAGCUCGAUUUCAAAUGCACCAACAACCAGGCUGAGUACGAGGCGCUGAUCAUCGGCCUAGAGAUUUUGUUGGAUUUAGGAGUCCGCGAGGUUCAGAUCUUUGGCGAUUCUUUGUUGGUCGUUAACCAGCUAGUGGAAAAGUUUAAGUGCUUAAGCUCGUCAAUUGAGCCAUACCUGCGCAAGGCAUUUGAGGUGUUGGAUCGAUUUGACGACGUCUACAUCGAGCACAUACCACGCGAGUUCAAUUUCGCCGCCAACGAGCUCGCCCAAGUAGCGUCCGGUCUCAGCCUGCGCGACGGCGUGCGCGAACGUUUGCUCAAAGUCGAACGCCGUACGCUUCCCACUUUCAUCGCUAGGGGGCAAUUUCAGGCCGACACCCCCGAAGUUGCCGCCUUGGACCCUAUCGACGAGGAUUGGCGGCUACCAUUUAUCGCCUACCUCCAGAACCCCAACAAGGCCGCUCACUCCAGGAAAAUACGUUUCCUCGCCUUAAACUAUGUUUUACGCAAUGGCGAACUCCGACGGCGUGGGGAAGACGGAAAUGAUUUCCGCUGCGUGUAUGGGAACGAAGCUAAACGUAUCAUGCGCGAAGUCCAUUGUGGGGUUUGCGGCUCGCACCAGGCCGGGCCAAAAAUGCGAUGGUUGAUCCGUCGCCAUGGGUACUACUGGCCAACCAUUCUGAAAGACUGUAUUGCCUUCGCCAGAGGUUGCCAAGACUACCAGGCUCACAGACCAGUGCAACACAUUCCCAACAUCCUGUUACAGCCUAUCAUUAAACCUUGGCCGGGUCGCGGUUGGGCGAUAGAUUUCGUUGGCAUCAUUCAUCCCCAUUCUUCUGAGCAACAUAAGUUCAUUAUCGUCGCCACCGAUUUCUUUACCAAAUGGGUCGAGGCCGAACCACUCAAGGUUGCCUCCGCCAACUCGGUUCGCAACUUUAUUUUCCGUAAUAUCAUCUCUCGCUUUGGUAUUCCGGAGUGCAUCGUUACAGACAGGGGGGCAGCUUUCAUGGCUGAUUCAGUUGUUAAGUACUUAAACGACUACGGAAUCAAGCUUCUCCACUCUACACCAUAUUAUGCACAGUCCAACGGCCAGGCGGAGGCUAGUAAUAAGGUCAUCAUUGGCAUCCUCCGCAAGAUGUUGGAGUUGAACCCACGUGUCUGGCAUGAGGAACUCUACCACACCUUGUGGGCUUACCGCACUUCAAAGCGCGGCCCGACGGAUACCACCCCGUACGCUCUCAUGUACGGUCAUGAUGCCGUCCUUCCCCUUGAGAUCAAUAUUGCUUCACUCCGCGUUCAGGAACAGCAUCAUCUACUUGGCGAGGAUUACGUCCAAGCCAUGUGGCAGGAGCUUGAAGAUCUUGACGAGCACCGCGUCACCCCUUUCAACAAUCUCGUCCUCGAGAAACAACGCAUCGCACGUUCCUAUGAUAAGGUCACGCGCGGACGGAGCUAUGCUGAGGGCCAGAAAGUGUGGCGCGCGGUACUCCCACUUGGGGAAAAAACCGACGGUCAGGGCAAGUGGUCCGCUCGAUGGGAAGGCCCCUUUAUUAUUCAUCGUAUACUUCCCAAGGGGGCAUACCACCUGCGCGACUUAGACGGUACCAUUCAUCGCAAUCCUAUUAAUGGCCGCUUCCUCAAGCGCCACAUUGCAGGAGUUUGGGAACGCGAGGAUCCUCCACCUCCCCCAGGCCCCGUCGCCACUGUCAAUAGUGCUACGCGCCAUCGCGUUCUCGCUCCGCCGCCUAACACUAGGAGGCAACCCGGGAUAGAAGACUGA
Fragaria vesca subsp. vesca is the source of this 2559-nucleotide messenger RNA. RefSeq lists its product as uncharacterized. The transcript is spliced from 2 exons. NCBI's taxonomy places the organism in Eukaryota, Viridiplantae, Streptophyta, Magnoliopsida, Rosales, Rosaceae. The record is from RefSeq and is a predicted model, not a curated record. Bases 1 to 2559 code for a protein of 852 amino acids.